Drosophila eugracilis is the source of this 2125-nucleotide messenger RNA. It is a transcript of the gene Ugt307A1, whose product is annotated as UDP-glycosyltransferase UGT5. The transcript is spliced from 2 exons. The record is from RefSeq and is a predicted model, not a curated record. Lineage: Eukaryota; Metazoa; Arthropoda; Insecta; Diptera; Drosophilidae. The coding region runs from base 611 to 2125 and encodes 504 amino acids. Gene Ontology annotation, molecular function: UDP-glycosyltransferase activity.
UGUGCGGUUUAGGGCAAUUAAUCGCUGUGUUCAACACCUUUGUGGGUGACCAUAAGGGUGUUAACUGAUACUGAAAUUGAAUAUAGAAAAUAGAUAUAUGUCGCAGCGUGGCAGCAAAGGCAGAGACGCUCUGCUGCUGAGUGAGGUCCGAUCGUAGAUAUCAAGAGUGUUGAGUAAGCCAGAGAGGACUAUGUUCUGAGGACUCGAGUAACUAUGCGACUUGAGAGCGCAUACGAUCCAAGAGGGUGAAUGAAAUAGUCCGUUGAGCUUGAAUGAUUAGAGAAACUCUCUCAGAGAAAAUCACCACGGUCUCCGAUAGAUAUAUUAAUAAAAUUUGAAAAAUCGUAACUCGACGGAUUACCAGAGUUGGUAUAAUAAACUUGCUGAGCUUGCGUACUGAUAGUAUUAUUUAUAUUAAUUAUGCUCUUUACAUUUAUUUGUUUUUAAAUUCAUUUAUGUUUCUCGAAUUGUCAGUCUCAUGACGUCACCGUAUCUGAGUCGGCUCCGUUGGGUAACCAAAUUGCCUGUUAUCAUUGUGAUUGAUUAAUGGUGCGUUCGUGGGUCUCAGCUAAUUAGCUGUUAAUGUGAAUUUGAGUCGCGCGCCUCAGUCAUGAAAUGUUCGCCGGUCAGUUUGUCACAUUUGUGGCUCGCUUGCACGGCUUUUUUCCUGCUGCCCGAUAAGCCGACCUCAGUGGAAUCCCAUCAUAUUUUGGGUCUUUUUGUCAAUGUGCAUCGGUCCCAGUUAAUGGUCCAUUUGGCAGUAUGUCGAGCUCUGUUGCAGAGGGGUCACCACUUAACUUUGGUCACCACAUUGCCGCUGGAGGAGCACGAGAUUGGGGGGAAUGUGACACACAUAUUAAUUCCCUGGCAGCAGCCAGAAGAAGAGGACCAUAGGGGCUCUUCGGACAUGAUUUUGCGCCUGGAACGGAUGUUUAGCCGACUGGGACACUCUGGAGAUUUGCUAGAUCAGCCGAACUGGAAGAGGUUCCUGAACACUGUACCCAAUAACCCUUAUGAUCUCCUACUUUUGGGGUAUCAUUUCAACGAUCAUCUGCUGGGAGUGGCUGCACAUUUUAACUGUCCUGUGGCCAUCGUUUCCACCCAACAGCCAACUGGAUUUGUUAACAGUCUCAUGGGCAAUCCCGAGGAGCGAUGGUAUGUCCCACAACCGUAUGACAGUCACCAGAGGAGUGGAAUCUCAGCCUGGAUAUUUGGAAUUUGGGAGAAGCUUAUGGAAGUGAUAGCGAGGAGAGUGCUGGCAAGAAUCUACAGUACGCACUUUCCCGAGCCUCGUUACCCCAGCUUUGAAACCAUGCGCCGAUCAGUGAUCCUGGCUUUGAAUAAUCAUCACAUGAUCAGCGAGGGACCUAUUGCUCCUCUGAUGCCCAACAUGGUGGAUAUAGGAGGGAUAGUCUUGGAGCAAAAAUCAAGUGACGUCCGUCUGGAAACAUCUGCUAGUAACCGAUCUCACAUCAUCUUUAGUCUAGGAACUCGUUUCACUUGGCGGAAAUCUUCUCAGGAAUUAUUGCAAACUUUUACAAGAGCUUUUGCUAAAUUUCCGGACUACGACAUUUACUGGACUUACGAUGGACCAAAUCGCAGUGCCAUCAGCAAAGAUUAUCCCCAUUUGAAAGUCGCCAAGUGGUGGCCGCAAUGUCAGUUGUUGGCGAGUGGGAAAGCACGACUGCUAAUCACUCACGGAGGAAAAGGAAGUAUCUCAGAAGCUCUUUAUUACGGAGUGCCCUUGCUGGGAUUACCUUUGAUUGGCGAUCAACGCGCAAAUCUUCAGAAGAUGAAGUCUAAAAGCUGGGGCUUGACCUUAUCUACUCUCAACCUCACCCACAUAGAACUAACACAUGCAAUUCAUAGAAUACUUAGCCAUCCAAGUUAUGCUGAAGCUAUAUCCAAAGCCUCGUUAAUCUAUCGAGACCGUCCGAUGAAGUCCAGCGAUUUGGCCAGCUACUGGAUUGAGUACAUCAUUCGUCAUAAAGGAGCUAGAAAUCUGUACAAUCCCGCUAGGCACCUGAAUGUUAUCGAAACUUACUCCAUCGAUAUUUAUUGCAUCACAUAUGGCUUACUGAUCUUAGUGAUAAUCAUGCUCAGAAAAAUAAAUCGAUUGUUGUGA